This is a messenger RNA of Culicoides brevitarsis, 348 nucleotides long. RefSeq lists its product as uncharacterized. The transcript has a single exon. The coding region runs from base 1 to 348 and encodes 115 amino acids. NCBI's taxonomy places the organism in Eukaryota, Metazoa, Arthropoda, Insecta, Diptera, Ceratopogonidae. The record is from RefSeq and is a predicted model, not a curated record.
AUGUCAGCAGGCGUGACUCUCAAAGAUAAAAUAAAAAGCGAACGAGUACGUGCAAGUGUUAAAGUUGAAUCCGCCAUCGAAGAAAACAUGAAAGAGAAACAACUACGUUGGUACGGCCACGUGAAAAGAAGAGAUCCCGACCACAUAAUACAACAAGCAAUGAAUUUUGACCUGAAUCCCACGAGAAGAAGAGGAAGACCGCAAAGUAGUUGGCAACGUCAAUUGGAAAAGCAGCAAAGAGAUCACGGCAUCACAGACGAAGAAAUAGAAAAUCGCGCACAAUACAGAAGAAGACUCCGUGGAAUACAUACAAACCCUGGUGAACCAGCAGCAGCGGUUCCUAACUAG